UGCGAAUUCAGAGUAUAUCAGUCACUAUGACUUUUGAAAAGCCUUCAAGCAAGCCACUAUUAUUCUUCUACCUGUGUUUGGCCUACUGCUAUGGAGUACAAGCCGCUAACCUUAAGCUACAGGGACGUAUAGUUGGUGGUCAAAAUGCCAUAUUGGGUCAAUUUCCCUAUCAAGUAUCAGUUCAAGUGGUAGACAUGCAUGUUUGUGGUGGUGCAAUCAUAUCCAAUGAUUAUGUGGUGACAGCAGCCCAUUGUGUCUACCAUGGGGAUCCAUUGCAGCUCAUUCCUAAUUUCCUUGUAGAUGUUCGGGCUGGCAGCAUUUUACAUGAUGCCGAUGGUCAACGUGUGGGAGUUGCUGAAAUUAAACCCCAUCCCGAAUUCCAUGGACAUACCAAUGAUAUUGCCUUAUUGAAAUUAUCCCGUCCCUUGGAAUUUAAUGAGAAUGUAAGAGCCAUAGGCUUGGCCACUGAAGAACCACGGUCCGGCAGCCAGCUAUCCAUCACCGGUUGGGGUCGUCUCUCAGAGAACGGCAUAGUUCCUGGCAUAUUGCAACACACCACAUUAUUUGCAUUGGCCCAUGAGCAAUGCCAAACUCUGGCUGCCAUACCACCCCAUGUGAUGUGUGUGCUUCACAAUGAUGGGGAAGGUGCUUGUGAUGGUGAUUCUGGCAGUCCUGCGGUUCUCAAUAAUCAAUUGGUUGGUGUAGCCAUUUUUGUUAAAGGCAAAUGCGGAACUUUGGGACCAGAUGGAUAUGCCAGUGUACCGCAUUAUCGUCAAUGGUUGAUCGAUAAUUCAAGAGAUUGAAUGUGGUUUUUAUGAUUAGUGCGUAAACUUGUGUGAAAAUAAAGGUGGAGGGUUUUGGUUUUGCUGGAAAAA
Molecule: messenger RNA, 875 nt
Organism: Stomoxys calcitrans (stable fly)
Lineage: Eukaryota; Metazoa; Arthropoda; Insecta; Diptera; Muscidae
Product: serine protease SP24D
Exons: 2
Coding region: 27-803 (258 amino acids)
Biological process (GO): proteolysis
Molecular function (GO): serine-type endopeptidase activity
Source: RefSeq, a predicted model, not a curated record